GCUCAGCUUGCACUUGGGAUUAGAGAUCUUCAUUUGGGGAGUCCCUGAUGGGGGGUCCCAUUUGGGGGUCUCCAUUUUUGGAGUCUCCAUUUAUAGGGUCUUAUAGGGGUUCCCCAUUUGGGGGAUGCCUGUUGGGGGUCCUGUUUGUGGGGUGUUCAAUAAAGGGUCUCCAUAUAGGGGUCCGCAUUCUGGGUGCCCAUUUGGAGGGCUCCCAUUUGUGGAGUCUCCAUUUAUGGGAUCUCAUAGAGGGUCCCCCUCUGGGAGUCCCCAUUAAAGUUCCCCAUUGGAUGGUCCCCAAUUCUGGGGGUGCUGUGUCCAUGGGCAGGUGCAGGACACCCCCCUGACCUGUCACCCCCAGUUUGCCUGGGGGGCUGCGCCCUCCGCAGGGACCCUGAACCAGCAGUGGGAGAAGCCCCCACGUCCCCCGUUUCCCCCCUGGACAUGACGCUGCGCGGGGGUACCUUCAGCCCGGCCCCGCUGCCCCCCACCCCCUCCCGCGCCCCGCACGGCUCCUUCCUGCACUCCAAAGGAAAGGUACCCCCAGGCCCUGUUGGAGGCCCGCUCCCCAUGGUUGUUCCCAUACCUGGAGGCAUCCCCGUCCCCGGGGGGGUCUCUGCGGGGGGCGAGCUGUUCUCCUGCCCUGUGUGCCAGAAGAGCUUCGGGUUCCAGCGGAUGCUGAACCGCCACCUGAAGUGCCACAGUGAGGUGAAGCGGCACCUGUGUCCCUACUGUGGGAAGGGCUUCAAUGACACCUUCGACCUCAAGCGCCACGUCCGGACCCACACGGGUGUCCGUCCCUACAAGUGUAGCCUUUGCGAGAAGGCCUUCACGCAGCGCUGCUCGCUGGAGUCCCACCUGAAGAAGAUCCACGGCGUGGCCCAGCGCUACGCCUACAAGGAACGGCGCGCCAAGCUCUACGUUUGCGAGGAGUGCGGGGGCACGGCCGACAGCCAGGACGCCCACCUGGCCCACCUGCGCCAGCGCCACCCCCACAGCCCCCUCCUUGCCAAGCUGGCAAGGAAAGCCGCCGCCGCCGCUGCCCCCCAGCCCCGUGCCCCCCCCGCUGUCCCGCCCCGCCUGCUGCCGCCCCCCUAGGGGGGACGCGGUCUCCCCAAAACGCUGCCCCCGCCCCUUGUGAGUCAGGCCACGCCCCCCUUGGGUUUGGGCCACGCCCCUUUCUGCGCAGGCCCCGCCCCAUCGGACAUUGGCUCUGCCCAGCACAAGCCACGCCUUAUUCGGGACCACGCCCUACAGGGCCCCGCCCCACGGUGAAGCCCCGCCCCAUCUCCCCGCGCCCCGCCUCUCGGGCAGGCCCCGCCCCCAGCUCUCCCCCCUCCGCUCCCCUAUGGUGCUAUGUGACAGGGGAGGGACCCUCCAUAAAGCUUUCUACGGUCA
This is a messenger RNA of Numida meleagris (helmeted guineafowl), 1395 nucleotides long. Its product is annotated as putative transcription factor Ovo-like 1. Gene Ontology annotation, biological process: epidermal cell differentiation; regulation of transcription by RNA polymerase II. The record is from RefSeq and is a predicted model, not a curated record. The transcript is spliced from 3 exons. Gene Ontology annotation, molecular function: RNA polymerase II cis-regulatory region sequence-specific DNA binding; DNA-binding transcription factor activity, RNA polymerase II-specific. Bases 442 to 1095 code for a protein of 217 amino acids. NCBI's taxonomy places the organism in Eukaryota, Metazoa, Chordata, Aves, Galliformes, Numididae. Gene Ontology annotation, cellular component: nucleus.